UUCGCACCAAGUUGAGUGGACUUUUUGGAGUUUGAACUAUGAAAACACGUAGGCCGAUUCCACUUAUAUUUAAAUAAAAGAUGAAUAAAUGAGACAAUAACAGAGGCGAGCUUCUCCAUGGAUGGUGAGAUCAAGCGCUUCAUUCAGGUAUGGACCUCGGCCAUAACUUGUCUCUGCUAUUGCUAUUACAUAACACCACGAAUCCCUUCUGGUCUCUUGAGACUCCUUUCCCUCCUCCCCAUCUUUUACCUCUUCAUAGUCCUCCCCUUGAACCUCUCCUCCACCAAUCUUGGCGGCUUCACUGCCUUUCUCCUCGUCUGGCUCACCAACUUCAAGCUCCUUCUCUUCUCCUUCGAUCAAGGUCCUCUAUCUCCACCCCCACCUAAGCUCUUCCACUUCAUCUCCAUCGCCUGCCUUCCCAUCAAGAUCAAACAAGAAGAUGAAAAUAAAUCUCAUGAAACUACGAAGUCAACCACUGUAAACCCACCAAUUCCAAGGCGGGUUCUGUUGGGCAUCAAGUUUGUGCUUUUGGGUUUCAUCAUUUAUGCAUAUAAUUACAAGCAAUAUUUGCACCAAAAUGUUAUUUUGGUGCUCUACUGUUGUCAUGUUUACCUUCAACUUGAGAUUACUUUAGCCAUAUGUGCAGCCCCCAUUAGAGCCAUUCUUGGAUUUGAGCUUGAACCACAAUUCAAUGAGCCUUACCUUGCUACCUCACUGCAAGACUUCUGGGGCCGGAGGUGGAAUCUCAUGGUUACCGGUAUUCUACGCCCCACCAUAUAUGCUCCUAUACGCCGGGUUUCUACUCACUUGAUCGGGAGCACAUGGGCUCCACUUCCAGCUGUCAUUGCGGUAUUUGUUGUAUCGGGUUUGAUGCAUGAGAUACUUUACAAUUAUAUAACACGUGCACCUCCCACAUGGGAGGUGACAUCAUUUUUCAUCCUACAUGGCAUGUGCAUGAUCAUCGAGGUGGCAGUUAAGAGGGCAUUGACAGACAAGUGGCGGCUGCACCCAGCAGUUUCAGGGCCUCUGGUGGUGGCAUUUGUAUCAGUGACCAGCGUUUGGCUGUUUUGGCCGCAACUAUUGAGGAAUGGUGUGGAUGACAGAACCAUAAGGGAGUUCUUCAACACAAGAGAUUUUGUCAAGAACAAAUUCAAGUGGUAAUGCAACAUUCAUAUAAACUGGGAACAUGACAAUUAAAAAAAAAAAAUUUAUUUUCUCUUACUUUAAUUGUUUUUCUAGGAAAUGG
This is a messenger RNA of Pistacia vera, 1246 nucleotides long. Its product is annotated as probable long-chain-alcohol O-fatty-acyltransferase 5. Gene Ontology annotation, biological process: lipid metabolic process. Lineage: Eukaryota; Viridiplantae; Streptophyta; Magnoliopsida; Sapindales; Anacardiaceae. Bases 118 to 1161 code for a protein of 347 amino acids. The record is from RefSeq and is a predicted model, not a curated record. The transcript has a single exon.